Molecule: messenger RNA, 4578 nt
Organism: Mastomys coucha (southern multimammate mouse)
Lineage: Eukaryota; Metazoa; Chordata; Mammalia; Rodentia; Muridae
Product: zinc finger protein 709-like
Exons: 6
Coding region: 1645-3378 (577 amino acids)
Biological process (GO): central nervous system development; negative regulation of transcription by RNA polymerase II
Cellular component (GO): nucleus
Molecular function (GO): RNA polymerase II cis-regulatory region sequence-specific DNA binding; DNA-binding transcription repressor activity, RNA polymerase II-specific
Source: RefSeq, a predicted model, not a curated record
GGAAGGCUCCGCCCAGUGCGGGGGUAGCUUCCGGGUUGGUGACGUCACCGUCCAGCGCUGGCGCCCUGUUUGUGCUUUUCGUGUCGCACUUAUGCCUGCUGUGUUCUCUGCGCUGUGGUCUAGACGUUGUGGGCUUUGUAGGUCUAGCAUCAAGUUUCCAUGUGAAAUAAAUAUCCAUGUUUCCAUAUUUUCUGCCCCCUCCAUCUCCUUUUUUUUUGUUUUGAGACCCACUGUUUUAACCAGGAUCAUCCGUGUGACUGCAGGUUCCGACCUAUCCAUUUGAGCACCUCAGUGAGUACACAGUUGAAGACAAUGACUUUCUUGAGAAUCCCUCAGUAUCUGAAUCAUGAUCGACCAUUGAUGGGCCCGGUCUUGUGUCCAGGUCCAUUGCAGAAAUCCAUCACUUGUUGUCAAGUGAAGUCAUGAACAACAUUAGCUCUGCAGUGCUGCAGUGCUGGAAAGUCAACAUUUUACAUCCCGUCUCACUGUCUUAUGGGCCUUAAAGUCUUUAUGCCUCAUCUUUCACAGUGAUAGCAGUGCCUUGAAAGUAGUGGUCUGAAUGUUCUGUUCUGACUGAGCACUUGGGUGUCAGUUUACUCUCAGCUCCUGGAGUAACUGUGCAUCUCCACAUGGGCUGCAGAGGGGCUUCUCUACUUUAGACUGGGAGGAGCAGUUGCGUGGGGUAUAAGCAGUAUUUAGAAGGUAACUGGGCGCCAGGACAAUUUAGCUAAACAGUAGUGUUGAGUUUAUCCCUCUAGCCGCAGACCUGGGUUUUGGGCUUAGUUUACUAUGCCAGGUGUGGAAGGAGUGAGCCUCAAGUCUGGUUAGAGAGCCCCUGGCACUAUCCUUAGAACAUCUAUGCCACUAUUGCACAGGUAGACAUACCUUGCUUGGCAAGUUGGUUUUGUAUGUUGUAGAGGUCUAGGUAAGACACAUGCCUGUCAUUCCUCCCCCAGCAGCCUGCAUAGUGCCCCAGAGCACUAUGAAAGCCAGCCAACAGGAAGAAAACUUUCAGCUCCGUGCCAGUUUGAUUUCUUUCCGCAUUGUAAGCAGUGUGUGGGGUGUCUUCAGUAAUUACAGCCAGUUCUAGAGAGCAACGGAGAAGGGCAGAAGAGCCUGUGAGGUCUCCCUGACCAGUGGCUCCUAAGGAGGUAACUCUCUCCUGCUCUGGAGUUAUGGCUUAGUAACCAUUGGCUUUCAGAAGCAUCAUCUAUCGUAGGAUCUCUCCUUUCUUGUUUUUAUCAUUGUCUUGACUUAGCCAUGACCUCGUUGUAGCACUGCUGUGUACAUGGUCAGAGGUCUUUAUAUCCUACUCUGGGAGAUGCUUGCACACUCAUGUUCAUUGUCAUUCUUAAUUUGUAAUAACCAGGGAAUUAAAACAGCCUACAUGUCCAGCUGGUGAGAAGAUAUUAAAAACGUGUAAACAUAAAGUGCUGUGAAGAAAAACAGGAUGAUGAAAUUUGCAGGUUAAUGGAUGAAACUAGAUAAAAAUUCUGAAUUGGCUGAUAAUUUGAGCUGGGACAGUGAAUACCCCCAUCCCUCUCCCAUAGACAUUAGCUUUGCACACGACCUUAGAUUGGUUUGUCUUAAUUUGCAGAGCUUGAAGAAGUAAGGAAAAGGGCCACCAGGGAGCUGCUGUUAAGGAUGGAGGAAAUAAUAGCACAGAUAACAAACAGGAAGACUCUCGGGUCUGCUAGGAAAUUUCAGGGAGGAUUAACUGAGGUGAGAAGACCCUGUCAUCGUUGUGCUUUGAGAAGUCCAAAGAAGGAGCAGUGUUCCUUCCCUGCGUGUCUUCACUUCCUGCUGGGUUUGGUGAGCUUUGAGGAUCUGGUGGUGCACUUCACCCAGGAUGAGUGGGAUUUGCUGGAUGCUUCUCAGAAGACACUCUACGGAGAUGUGAUGCUGGAGACCUUCAGGAACUUCACUGAUACAGGAUAUGAAUGGGAAGAUGAGACAAUUGAAGACCAUUGUGAAGAUCCUGAAAUAAAUCUAAGGAACAUCGUCUCUCACUCUGAAUACACACAGUAUGAACAUGAGGAAUAUGAAGAAAAGCCACCUGAUUCUGAAGAAAAGCCACCUGAUUCUAAUUUUCUCACAAGUCUUGAAGGAUUCGUGGAAACUAAGACUUCGAGUGGACCCUCUGUGUGUGAGGUAUGUUUAAAGACCUUUGGACUAUACCACCUAACUUACAAUGGACAUCACAACUAUGACUACAAGUUGCUCAGAGGAAGCCAGACUGAAGAAAAUGAUUCUGAAGGUAAUCAGUGUGAGAAAACUUCCGGUUCCCUUCAAAAAGAAGAAAAAAUUCAUACUGGAAAAAAACUCUAUGUGUGUCAAGAGUGUGGGAAAGCCUUUAGGUAUCCCAGCGCCCUUCAGUUACAUGAAAGAAUCCAUACUGGAGAAAAACCCUACGAGUGUAAAGACUGUGGGAAAGCUUUUAGAGGUCUUAGUGCCCUUCACUUACAUGAAAGAAUCCAUACUGGAGAAAAACCCUACGAGUGUAAGCAGUGCGGGAGAGCCUUCACAUAUCUCAGUGCCCUUCAGUUGCAUGAAAGAAUUCAUACUGAGGAAAGACCCUGUGAGUGUAAACAGUGUGGUAAAACCUUUAGAUAUAGCAGGGCCCUCAAAUUACAUGAAAGAAUUCAUACUGGAGAAAAGCCCUAUGAGUGUAAACAGUGUGGGAAAUUUUUCAGAAGUCACAGGACCCUUAAGUUACAUAAAAGAAUUCAUACUGGAGAAAAACCCUAUGAGUGUAAAGAAUGUGGGAAAGCUUUUAGAUGGCUUACUUCUCUGAAGUUACAUGAAAAGAUUCAUACUGGAGAAAAACCCUAUGAAUGUCAAGAGUGUGGGAAAGCCUUCAGGUGUCAGGCUUCCUAUCAUAGACAUAAAAUAACUCAUGGUGGAGAAACAUUGUAUGAAUGUAAGGAGUGUGGUAAGUCCUUCAUUUAUCCCUCUUUACUUCAAGUGCAUGAAAGAACUCACACUGGUGAAAAACCCUUUGAGUGUAAGCUCUGCGGUAAAGCCUUUAGGUGUCAGUCCUCACUUCGAUUGCACGAGAGAACACACACGGGAGAAAAACCCUAUGAGUGUAAGCAUUGUGGCAAAGCCUUUUCAAGUUACAAUUACCUUCGAUUUCACGAAAGAAGCCACACUGGAGAGAAACCCUACGAAUGUAAGGAGUGUGGCAAAACCUUUACACAUCGAUCUUACCUUCGAUCACAUGAAAGAAGGCAUACAGGGGAGAAGCCGUACCAGUGCGUUCAGUGUGGCAGAUCCUUCAGCCGGCAUAGUUCCUUUAAGAGACACCAGUCUGUUCAUGGAGAAAACCCAUAUGAACAGUAUCUGAUUCCAUUAUCCCCAUUUCCUUCAAAGGAAUGAAAGAACAGAUUGGUAACAAAUCCUUUGAAUGUAAACAAUGUAGCAAAUAUCCCCAUCCACAUAACACACACACAAAACUCAAGACAGGAAUCUUUUAUAUGUAAACGUGUGGCAUAGCCUUCAGGGGUCACAGUGUACUUCAAAGAAGGAAUUCUUGCUGGGCAAAGUUUAUGUUUGUUACCAAUGUGGUAAGUGUCAAUUGCCACACUUCCUUUCAGAGAAGUAAGUUAAUUCAUGCUUGGCAGAUGCCCUAUGAAUGUACAAGAUAUGGCUAAUGUUUCAUUUAUCUCUGUUUGCCUUAAAAUCAUGAAAGAACUCAUUGUGGUGAAAAACCCCCACAUGAAUAUAAACAAUGAAAAGCCUUCAGGUGUCACAGGUCCUUUCACUAGCAUGAAUGAAAUGUCAUGUUGGAGAGAACAUGUGAAUGUAAGGUGUGUUAAAGCCUUUAGAUAGCAUUGCUCCCUUAGAUUCCGAGAAUGGAUUCCAACUGGAAAAAUUUCCAAGUGGAAACAGCUGUGAAGCCUUCAAGGUCACCGUUGUUUAAGAAGCUCAUGGUGUUGGGAGGUGGGCACUUCUGUACGUGUAAGGAGCGUGGGAACUUACUGGUUGUAGGGAGACAGACAUCCCCUUUGCAGUGGCUUCCCAUGACUUACCUGUGCUCUUGUAAAUACCCCAAAUUAAACUCAGUGAUCCCUCAAGCCACACUUGGGUAGAGUCAUUCUUGGUCCCUGUCAUUGGUGCACAGUCUGGGAUGAACAGACCAUCAUAAAUGUCUUGAGGCUUUUAAAGUUGUGCUGUGUUUACAUCAGUGUGAAACCCCGAGGAGUGAAGGCUAUGGCUUAAAGUGCUGUGCUGCUUUCUGUCUGGGUGGGUGCGCUUCAGCUGUCACCUUGAUGCAGUCUGCUGUCAUCUGGGAAGGGAGACUUAAUACCGACCUGUCUGGGUUAGGUUCACCUGGACACAGCUGUGAGGGGUUUUCUUAUUAGGGCUAGUUGAGGUAGGAAGACCACCCUGAAUGCUGUCAGUACUGUUUUAUGGACUGAGUAAAAAGGACAGAAGCAGGUGAGCACAGAGAAUCCUUGCUGUCUGCCUUGGGACUAUCGUCUACCGCUGUGCCAAGCUCCUGCCACCAUGUGACUGGCCCACAGUAAUGGAUUCUAACCUGAAACUGUGAGCUGAAAUAAACACUUCCUUCCCUAA